Molecule: messenger RNA, 1473 nt
Organism: Aureobasidium namibiae CBS 147.97
Lineage: Eukaryota; Fungi; Ascomycota; Dothideomycetes; Dothideales; Saccotheciaceae
Product: NAD-dependent methanol dehydrogenase
Exons: 2
Coding region: 1-1473 (490 amino acids)
Cellular component (GO): mitochondrion
Molecular function (GO): metal ion binding; alcohol dehydrogenase (NAD+) activity
Source: RefSeq, a predicted model, not a curated record
AUGGCAGCCAUACGCAUAGCACCAUCCAGAGCAGUAAGAGCGCUCAAUCUCUUACGUGCAGUGGGCACACACGGUCCAGGAUGCCCAUGCCACAGCAACCCAGGACACCAUCACAACCCUCUGAGCAUCUCCCAAGGACGACGCGCUCUUGCCACGCCUGUCGAUUACUCGCAACAGAAGGAGUAUGCCUUCGAGAUGGCAGCAUCGAGCAUUCGCUUUGGGCCCGGUUGCACCAAGGAGGUUGGCAUGGACUUCAAGAACAUGGGAGCCAAGAAGGUCAUGAUCGUGACUGAUGGCACCGUCUUACACUUGACUGCCAUGAAGCAAGUCCAAGAAGGUUUGGACAGGGAAGGCAUCAAGUACGAGAUAUACAGCAAGUGUCGUGUCGAGCCCAAGGACCAUUCCAUCAAGGAAGCAAUCGCAUUCGCCAAACCUUACGCUCCGGACGCCUUCCUCGCUGUUGGUGGUGGCUCAGUGAUCGACACAGCGAAGCUCAUGAACCUAUACACCUCGUUCCCUGAAGCCGACUUCCUAGACUUCGUCAAUGCCCCACUCGGAAAAGGACUACCCAUUCAGGGCAAGCUGAAGCCGCUUGUCGCGGUACCCACAACAGCAGGAACUGGUUCAGAGACGACGGGUACUGCCAUCUUCGAUCUAGUAUCGAAGAAGGCAAAGACGGGCAUUGCACAUCGCAACCUGAAGCCGACCCUUGGUAUAUGUGAUCCUCUCAACACCCGUACUAUGCCUUCUGCCGUGCAUGCUUCAAGUGGUCUGGACGUUCUUUGUCACUCUCUGGAGUCCUGGACAGCCAUCCCCUACCACGAGCGUGUACCAAGACCUCGCAACCCAAUCGAGCGACCAGCAUACCAGGGUGCCAACCCCAUCUCAGACAUCUUCAGCUUACAGGCAUUGAGAGACACUGUCAAGUACUUGCCUAGAGCAGUCAAGGAUCCGGACGAUCACGAAGCACAGAGCAAGAUGCUGUUGGCAGCAACUCUGGCAGGUGUUGGUUUCGGUAAUGCAGGUGUUCAUCUAUGCCACGGCAUGAGCUACCCUGUCAGUGGUCAAAAUCCAGGCUACAAGCACAAUGGUUACGAGGUCGACCAUCCGAUCAUUCCUCACGGUGUCAGCGUUGCUGUCACCGCACCCGCUGUGUUCAAGUUCACUGGACCAAGCAACCCAGAAAGACAUCUUGCGGCAGCAGAGUGUUUUGGUGUGGACAUUAGCCAAGUUAAGAAGGAAAGCGCCGGAGAAGUUUUGAGUGAGGCGCUGGCCAAAUUUUUGGUAGACUUGGGUGAUCAGCCUAGAGGACUGAAGGAUUUGGGCUUCGGCAACAGCGACAUCGACCAGCUGGUAGAAGGAACCAUGCCACAGGCAAGAGUACUCAUGCUGGCACCCAGCUUGGACAUGCAGAACGUGGACGGGGAAAGAGCACAAUUGAAGCAGCUCUUCGAGGAUGCCAUGGACUAUUGA